Messenger RNA from Cynara cardunculus var. scolymus (artichoke), 1410 nucleotides. RefSeq names its product probable inactive beta-glucosidase 14. Gene Ontology annotation, biological process: carbohydrate metabolic process. Lineage: Eukaryota; Viridiplantae; Streptophyta; Magnoliopsida; Asterales; Asteraceae. Gene Ontology annotation, molecular function: beta-glucosidase activity. Bases 1 to 1266 code for a protein of 421 amino acids. The transcript is spliced from 10 exons. The record is from RefSeq and is a predicted model, not a curated record.
AUGGGCAACAGAUCCAGCGACAGCAACAGAGCCAGUGAAUAUAUCGGAGGAAGAUUUGGUGAGGUCAAUCCAAAUGGGGUUCUUUUCUAUAACAAGAUCUUGGAUAAUCUCAUACUUAGAGGAAUUAAACCGUUUGUAACGAUUUACCAUCAUGAUUUCCCUCAAGAACUUCAAGAUCGAUAUGGGUCUUGGCUCAGCCCGUUAAUGCAGGAAGACUACGUCCACUACGCAGAAACGUGCUUCAAGUACUUUGGUGAUCGAGUGAAGCAUUGGACCACGAUCAAUGAGCCAAACCUGUUUACACAAAUGGCCUACAUAAAUGGAAAGUAUCCACCUGCUCGCUGUUCACAACCAUUCGGCGAUUGUUCAGCUGGAAAUUCUGAUAUCGAGCCUCUUAUUGUUAUGCAUAACUUGUUGUUGGCACAUGGCAAGGCUGUGAAGCUAUAUCGAAAGGAUUAUCAGCAUGAUCAAGGUGGGUCAAUCGGGAUUGUGGUUGAUUGUUUAAUGUACGAGCCACUGACAGAUGAUGAUCUUGAUCAAGAAGCUGCUAACAGAGGCUUGGCUUUCUCUAUCGGCUGGGCAUUGGAUCCACUAAUCUUUGGUGAUUAUCCCUCGGAAAUGCGCCAGUAUCUUGGAAAUCAACUGCCAAGAUUCUCCGUUGACGAAAGGAAGUUUAUGGCAGACAGUAUCGACUAUAUUGCAGUCAACCAUUAUUCAACUGCAUUUGUGAAAGAUUGCAUUCAUUCUAGUUGUAGUUUAACCGCCAACCGAGCAAUUAGCGGUUUUGUGGAUGUAACUAGAGAACGAGAUGGUGUUCAAAUUGGUGAACCAACGGGCAUUUUAAUGCUGCCGGUAGUUCCAAGAGGCAUCGGAGAAAUGAUCGGCUAUCUAAAGAAGAGAUACAACAACAAACCCAUGUUUAUUACUGAAAAUGGGUAUUCUGAACCAAAAGGGCAAGAAGUACAAGUUCAAGAUAUACGAAAAGACGUCAAGCGAAUAGAAUUUCACAAAAUGUACCUCUCGUCUUUGGCCGAAGCAAUCAGGGAUGGUGCCGAUGUAAGGGGCUAUUUCGUGUGGACAUUGAUGGAUGAUUUUGAAUGGAUUCUCGGUUACAGUGUCAGAUUCGGCUUAUACUACAUUGAUCGCCAAACGCUUGAUCGGAUCCCCAAGUUGUCAGCAAGGUGGUAUCAAGAUUUCUUGAAAAACGACACUAAAGCACCAGCAAUCCGAAUAUCGGACCUGGUACACAAGCAAGCGUAUUCAUAAGUGUUCGGACAUACAAAUUUCGUGUUGUAACUUGUGAACUUUUAUAUGGGUCGACGCCUAUAUAUACACGUCGAGUAUAUACACAAAUUUGAUUAGUUUGCUGUACCCGUUGAAGAACAAUAAAGGGAGUGAUUCCUUUUUUCA